This is a messenger RNA of Heteronotia binoei (common prickly gecko), 966 nucleotides long. It is a transcript of the gene LRRC26, whose product is annotated as leucine rich repeat containing 26. Lineage: Eukaryota; Metazoa; Chordata; Lepidosauria; Squamata; Gekkonidae. The record is from RefSeq and is a predicted model, not a curated record. Gene Ontology annotation, molecular function: protein binding. The transcript is spliced from 2 exons. Bases 1 to 966 code for a protein of 321 amino acids. Gene Ontology annotation, cellular component: extracellular matrix.
AUGGCUUGGUGUAGUUGGAACCAAAGGCUCCUUUUGCCUGUCAAAGGUUCUGGUGUUCCUAGCUGUCAAAUGCUUCAGACUGGCUACAUCUUAAUUGCUUUCCUUCUCUUACCACUUUCCACCUCCUCUGGCUGCCCAGCUGUUUGCAGCUGCUCCUCGGGGGAGGUGAACUGCAUGGACCUCCAGCUGCGUCUUGUGCCUGAUGGCCUGCCAGCCAAUGCUACCGCCAUCCUGCUGGACUACAACAACAUUGCAGUUCUCCAGAACCGCACCUUCAAGGACCAGCAUAUGUUGCGCCGCCUGAGCCUGCACAGCAACAUCAUCGUGAGUGUCCAUCGCCAGGCUCUGGUGGGCCUUGGGGAGCUUCAGGAACUGGACCUCAGUGGAAACUCCCUGACCACCCUGUCACCAGAGACAUUCUUCCCUGUACCAAGUUUGACAGUGCUGAAACUGGGGAACAACAAACUUGUGAGUCUGGACCCUGAGCUUCUGGAGGCCUUGCCCCACCUCCAGACACUGUCUUUGCAUGGUAACGCUUUGACCUCGCUCUCUUCAGCUUUCUUUGAGAACCUACCUGCCUUGUACAGCCUCAAGCUUGAUAACAAUCCUUGGGUGUGCACCUGUGGCAUCCAGCCCCUCUUUCAGUGGCUCACUGAUAAUGUGGAUAAAGUUCCAGAUGCAAAAUCUGUCUCCUGCAAACUCCCAGCUCCAUUUGUCCAGCACCCCAUCAUUGACAUUGAAAACAAAUCUUUUGCUCUCUGCCAUGAGCCCUGGUUGCUGCCACAGGACUAUGCCUUCUUCCUGCUCAUCGGCCCGUCCACUUUCCUUACCAGCAUUUGCCUCUCUGUCCUUGUUGCCUCAAUAGCAGUGGCCUGCACAAAGAUGUGGACAGCGUCACACACGUAUCAGAGGCCCCCGACAACACGUGCCGAGCGCCAGCGUGCUAGUCAUCCUGUCUACAGAUAA